Molecule: messenger RNA, 1690 nt
Organism: Ananas comosus (pineapple)
Lineage: Eukaryota; Viridiplantae; Streptophyta; Magnoliopsida; Poales; Bromeliaceae
Product: UDP-glucose 4-epimerase GEPI48-like
Exons: 9
Coding region: 156-1223 (355 amino acids)
Biological process (GO): rRNA processing; galactose metabolic process
Cellular component (GO): cytosol
Molecular function (GO): RNA binding; UDP-glucose 4-epimerase activity
Source: RefSeq, a predicted model, not a curated record
CUUCUUCUUCUUCAACUCAUUCCGCGGUUGGGCAUAAAACGCAUACUAAAUUCCCUGCUUUCCCAUUACCCCUUCCCUUCCUCUCGGAUCUCCUCCUCCUCCCUCUUCUUCUUCUUCUUCUUCUUCUUCCUCUUCCUCUCUCGCUCUGAGCUUUGAUGCCUCUGGACAUGGCGAAGUCGAUUCUGGUGACGGGAGGCGCCGGGUACAUCGGGAGCCACACGGUGCUCCAGCUCCUCCUCGGGGGGUUCCGCGCGAUCGUCGUCGACAACCUCGACAACUCCUCCGAGGAGGCGAUCCGGCGCGUCGGAGAGAUCGCCGGAGAGUCCCGCGAGAAUCUCACAUUCUAUAAGGUUGAUCUUCGGGAUAAAGGUGCACUGAACAAAAUCUUUUCUUCAACCAAAAUAGAUGCCGUUAUUCACUUUGCUGGGUUAAAAGCUGUGGGUGAAAGUGUGCAGAAUCCAUUGCUUUACUAUGAUAAUAAUUUUGUCAGUACACUUACUCUUUUGGAAGUAAUGGCUUCCCAUGGAUGCAAGAAGCUGGUAUUCUCAUCAUCGGCCACUGUCUAUGGGUCGCCAAAAGUAGUCCCCUGCACAGAAGAAUUCCCUCUAGUUGCAAUGAGCCCAUAUGGGCGUACAAAGCUUGUCAUAGAAGAGAUGUGUCGUGAUAUAUACCAUGCAGACUCUGAAUGGAGUAUCAUAUUACUGAGAUACUUCAAUCCUGUUGGAGCUCAUCCUAGUGGACACAUAGGUGAAGAUCCACGAGGAUAUCCUAAUAACCUAAUGCCCUUCGUUCAGCAAGUUGCUGUUGGGAGAAGAAGUGCACUUACUGUGUUUGGCAAUGAUUAUUCAACCACUGAUGGAACUGGGGUACGAGACUACAUCCAUGUGGUUGAUUUGGCAGAUGGACAUAUUUCUGCAUUGAGGAAGAUUUUUGAAGACGCUGAGACAGGCUGUGAAGUGUAUAACCUAGGAACUGGAAAAGGAACGUCAGUGUUGGAAAUGGUUGCAGCAUUUGAAAAGGCUUCUGGGAAGAAAAUUCCUUUGGUAAUAGCUGGACGGCGACCUGGUGAUUCGGAAAUUCUUUAUGGUUCAACAAUCAAAGCAGAAAAGGAGCUCAAAUGGAAAGCAAAGUAUACCAUCGAAGAUAUGUGUCAAGAUCAAUGGAAUUGGGCUAGCAAGAACCCUUAUGGAUACGGAUCACCGGGCUCUACUAACUACAAGUAGUAUUCAUUCGUUCCUGGGUUAAAAAAAAGUCACUGAUUCAUCAACUCCAUGGAUAUGAGCUGUAGAUCCAGCCGAUAACAUUUUCUUUUCGAGAAAAGGGACCAUCGUCUAAUAAAUACUGUACACUAGGAAAGUUCUCUUUUAUUAUAUUAGCCCAUAUAGGGUAGUGAUAUUAACAAAGCUAUCUUUACUAGGCGCAGAUCAGAUUUGUUGAACCUGGUCAAGUUUAGUCAGUAAAUAGUGACUUGGUUCAACGAUUCUAUAUGCUGAUAUCAAAGUCAGCUCUGUCAAUAGCACCCCUAUAUGAAGAUAGAGAUUAUCAUUUUUAUAGUAUGAAGUUUUAAAUCAAGAUUCAAGACCGACAGAUUAGUGCAUUGUUUCAGGGAUGUAGUAAAUUACAUUUUAUCUUUGAAGAAGGCUGUAAAAGAACAAAGUUAUUAUUUAAUUCUUUCAUUCAUUUCUAUGGA